CAGUUGCUUCUCCAUUUCCAAUGUUCCUAAUCCUCAUGGAUCCACAACGGUAACCAUGGCAACACGGGUUGAGGUUGGCUCCAUAACGUCCCUGAGAAGGGUGCCAGGCCUCGGUGACAUCGGCAAGGAGGAGACCCUGAAGCGGACCUUCUUCUGCCAGGCGGGUGACACCUCUGGAGCUCCCUCGGCCCGGAUCUUAGAAGGACAAAGCCCCCUGCAGAGCCCAGCGCGCUUGUUCCCCCUGCCCAGACUCACCCCUAAACCUUUCUCCAAGGAGCAGGCCUCCAACAUCAAGUCUCCUGUACCAUCUUUGUGGCUAGGUCCCACCAGGCCGUCUCCUACUGGGUUCUCUGAGGAGGCAGUAGCCAAGGAUCCAGACCUCAGGAUGCCCAGUUUGGCAGGGCAGGAGGUAGACAGUAGGGACAGCCCUGGGAAAAGUGUGUCGCUGAUCAACAAGGCUGUGUUCCUGCAACCCAGCCCCAGCACUGGCCCCAGCACCAUGAUUCUCUUUGAGACCAUCAAAGCUGGACCCUCUCUGGGGAAGGGGCUUAGUCAGGGGGCUCUGGAGGCUGGCAUGGGGUCCCAGGAGCCUCUUUCCAGCACCCGGCCAGAGGUGGCUGCCAAGCCUGCCUUACCUGCCCGCAAACCCAUGGGAACCCUUCCCCGACCGGCCUCCCUGCCUCAGGAUGGACGAUCGGCCCCAUGCCAAGCAGAGAGAGUCCCAGAGGAGCCUCUCUUCAAGGCCAGUAGUGUGGUGGACACCGGGACUCCUGCACCAGAGCCCAGGCCUCACCUGAAGAGGAGGCCUGUGUCGGCCAUCCUGACAGAGAGUGCCCAGCCUCUGAAGCCAAGCCCAGAAGGGGUGGCCGGGGCAGGCAAGGUGCCCCCCACCCCUCCUGAGAAGACAUGGGUGAGGAAGCCCCGGCCUUUGUCCAUGGACCUCACAGCCCGGUUCGAGAGCCGGGAGGCCUUGCUGAAGAAAGUGGCUGAUGAGGGAAAGGGAGCUGAGUGUCGCAGGCCGGAGAGGGCCAACCUGCAGACCAGCGUGGAUGGGGACUGUCCUGUCCAAGCAGGGGCUCCUCACCAUGAUCCAGACACAGACUUCCUGAAGGGGACCAAGAAAGUCCAUGAAGAGAAGGAGAAGCUGAUUUUUAAGCAGGCAGAGAUGGGUGGCCCCAGGGCCCAUGGGUUCUUAGCCACACCUCCCCCCGCAGCUGACCAGAGUCCUCAGGAAGAAAAGGCCAGGCUGGCCCAGGAGCCACAGAAGAUGCCUGAGUCUUCUUCUGCCAGGUCAGGAAGAGGGCUGGAAUGUGCUGGGGUCAAGAACAGAGGGGCUGAUGGCGAGUCCUUGGUGGGGACUGAGUGGACUUCCAGGGGGAGCGUCAAGAAGCGUCUCAGCCUGUUUCAGGAGGAGAUUACCUUGGCCUCAGCAGGAGGACCAGACCCUCCCUCGGCCACCCUGGAGCCCCCACUGGCAACACCAGAGCCUGAGAAAGUGGGCGUGAGUGUCCAGGAGCGGAUCAAAGGCUGGGCCACUGAGAGCUCCGAGGUGAAGCCUGAGGUCAGGAGGAGGAUCGUCCAGACACGGCCAUUAUCAGCAGAUCUGACCAAAGUGUUCUCAAGUUCAGCUUCAAGCAGCAAGGUCAGGAAUGAGCAGUGUACCAGGCUGGGCAGCCAGUCUCCCCAGGCGCCCAGCGGGAAGCCAAUGGUAGAGCAUGGUUUGGACAGAACGCCCGACCCAGGAGGCCCUGGGAAGCCUGGGGUGCCCCACAAGAAGUGUGAGCGGGCAGAGCACAAAGACAGCUCUAAAGAGGGCUCCGGCAGCUGUCAGUGCGACAGCUCAGGGACCGCACCUGGCCCUUCUGAAAUCACUCCAGAAGACGACGGAAACUUCCAGACGGUGUGGGCCACAGUGUUUGAGCAUCACGUGGAGAGACAUGUGGUGGCUGACCAGUCAGGACGCUGCCUCUCAGACACAGCCCCUCGUGACGCCCAAGUCCCUGAGCCCAGACCCAGGCCUGAGAAAGGCCCCUGGGUGGGGAAAGACCCACCAGAAGUAACAAACCCCGGGAGGAAGAACGCCAAGUGGCCUGAGAGUCCUGCGCAGGGGAAACGGGAAGGAACUUCCCUGCUGGGCAGUGAGCCAAGGCAGUACUGCACACCCACCCCGGAAAAAUACCCCAUGGCUGCCACACACCGCGACAGCUCCUUCCGGAAGCUCUCGGAGAGUCCUCCCACGUCACAGAGGGUCGAGCCCAGGUAUGACAUUGUGCAUACUGUGGGGGAACACGCGCACAGCGAGGCUGUCUCCACGGCCCCCGGGAAACGCUCUGCUGUGACGCCCCGCAGUGGCAGGUCCCGGCUCUCACUGCCUGGGACGCAGCUGUCCCAGGAGGUCAGCCCCAACAACCCAGAGCCUCCUCUGGAAGGUCAGGCAGGGUCUGUUCAGAGGGCCAGUUUGAUUUGGGAAGCUCGAGGGCAGGAAGCCACUGGGCCAAAGCUUGACCUUCGGGAGCCAAAGGAUACCUUUGGGGGUAAUUGCUCACCACCCACAUGGACCGAUGGGUCAGUGGCAAACUGGCAUCAAGACACCCCGAUGGCCAGCACAGAGCCCUCUACUCCUGAGGCCACUUUUGUGAGGGCUGUCAAGGUUGCCAUCUGGGAAGGCCAGCAACAGAGGCCUGGUGGGGUCAGAGAUGAGCCAGGAGACCACAUUUCUGCAGCAGAGAGAGGUCUGCCCCCAGGGUGUGCUCUGGACCCUCCCAUGGCCAAGGCCAAGUUUGAGCCCUCUGGCUCCCGACUUGUGGUGCAUCCAGAGGCAUUUUCUGUGCAAAAAGGACCCCUUGUGACUGUCAGUGAGGGCGCCAUGAGGCUGCGGCCCGAGGCCAGAGGGCCGAAAGCUAGCCCCAUGGACCCGAGGAUGGACAGAUGGCGUCGGCGGACUUUACCCCAUGAUGCAAAAUUUGAAGCAUUCGGCUUGCUCCCCCCAGAUAACUCUUCAAAAGUGGAUCAGAGACGAACAGAUUCCUUGAGCCCCACAGCCAGUGCCUUAAGAAAACCUCAACUGUCCUACAAACACGUGGGAACACAGGAGACCUCAGGCACCCCCCAGGAUUGCACCUCUCCAGUCACGAAAACAGGGUCAUCUGCAGAACCCAAGGCGAUGUUUUUCGCAGUCACUUAUCAGAUUCCUGAUAUUGGAAAGGCGAAGAGUGUUGUCAAAUCAGGGCCUGAGAAUUCACUGGAACAGCCUCGAGAAUUAGCCCCACCCCCAUCACCCCAUUCUUUUAUAACAACUUUGGUGUCUCCUAACCAUGAAGAACCACAGGUUUCUGCAGGCAGUAAAACCAGGGCUCAGGGAAGAGAGCGUGAAAAAGGAAUAAGCACUUCAAGAGACCGUCAGUCCUCUGUGGGAGACCGAAUUCUGGACCCUUCUGGAGAAGGAGCCCACAGUGUGGAUGCUGUGUGGCCUCAUCGGGAGUCAGAAGAAGGCAUGCGUUUUCAGAACCACUGGAGGGACAGUGGCAGCAGGACGUCUCCUCGCAGUGCUCCCCAAACUACCCUGACCCUGAGAAGUCACCCAAAAGCCAGCAGUCUGCUGGUCAGAAGGCGGACGGCUAUGGUCAGUGAGAUAUUCCCAGGCGAGCUGAAGGACGGCUACAGAUCCAGUGUCCUCGAUAUCGACGCCCUCAUGGCCGAGUACAAGGAACGGUCAGCCAAAGUCCCCGGCCAGCAGAGGGACAGUCCCGCUGCAGAGCUCAGUGGCUCACCUUGGGAGACACCAGGCUGGCCCAGCAGGAUGGACUGGGGAGGGAGGAGCCCCAAGGAGGCUCCUGGUGGGGCAGCUCCUCAGAAACAAGCCAUCAGCAGGGAUGCAGGCCGCAGUGCCACUCCUGAGAAAGGCAAGCAGCUGGCAGAGACCCUGGGGACCACCACGACCCCCAAGUCCAGCUGUCCUUUGUGGGCUCUGCCACACUCAGCUCCGACUGACAAGUAUUCUGUGGUCUCCUCCAUCCCUGCUGGGCCCAGGAAGAAAGUCACUGGAAUCUCAGAGAAUGAAAACAAGGCCUUUGGGAGCAGCCGCCAUGACACAAAGUUUCAGAAUUACCCAGUUGAGGCAAAGCCCCCUGGCCAGGAAGAUCAAGGCAGUGGGGACAGACUGGCACCCAAAUCUCCUGCUGACCAGGAUAAAAGGGCCCUAAGAAAAUCCACCUGGCAGGGAGAGGAGGAAAGUGUGGCCCAGUGGCCACAUCGUGACUGUGGCAGGUCCCUGCUAGAUAUUAAGAGGGCCUCUUCAGAAAAAGGCCUCCCCGCCAAAGUCCAAGAGGGGCUGUACAUCAUGCAGGAAGCCAGACAGAGGAGACAAGAGCAGCCCAAAGCCAGGCCCAGCCUCCCUGCAGGGAGUCCAGAUGCCGGAGUGGGGCUCCAUCGGGGGGAGCCAAGGACUCGAGAGAGUCGGAAGGUGACAUCGCGGGACCUGGAGCGAGGGGAUGCCCACCAAGAUAAUGAGCAGCUGCCCAGGGAGCUGACACCAUUGUCUUCGGGCACCCAGAGAAGUCACAGCUUCUGUAAAGACAAGACGAGUGGGGCCUUUGUGGACCAGCUAAAGCAGUGCUUCUCCAGGAGACCUGCUGAGGCCAAGGACACUGAUACCCUCGUGCAUGAAGCCGAUGGCCAAUAUGGAACGUGGGCAGAGCAGUGCCAGAGUGAGGACAGUCUGGCCCUCGAGUCUCCGUCUCCUGAUAGCAGCACCACCCCCGUGCAGAAACAGCCCCCCAGAAGCCGCAUGUCAUCCCUGUCCUCCCAGACAGAGCCCACCUCAGCGGGGGACCAGCGGAGCACCAGCGUGGACCACUCCAGCUCUGAGCUGGACUCUACAGAUGGGGCAGAGGCAGUGCCCCGACAGGACACCUGCCCUGCCCAGGGCACAGAUGACUUCUUCUUCAUCCAUCAAACCUCAGUCUUGGACUCCAGUGCUCUCAAGACCCGGGUAGAGCUCAGCAAGAAAGGCCGCCGCCGGGCUCCUAUCUCCCACUCCCUCCGACGCAGCCGAUUCAGCGAGUCUGAGAGCCAGUCCACUUUGGAGGAGGAGACCAAUAGCACCUGGAUGUUCAAGGACUCAACAGAAGAAAAAUCACCCAGGAGGGAAGAGUCUGAUGAGGAGGAGAUGCCGUCCAGGACAGAGAGGACACCGAGCAGCCAGCCUCCGAGGAUGCCUGUGUUUCCAGGCAUGGACCCAGCAGUCCUGAAGGUUCAGCUGCUCAAGAGGCCAGAGGUGGACAGUCCUGAUGAGACCCCAGGCCGGGGCCCCCAGCCCAAGACCCCCAAGUCCCUGUUCCAGCCUGGGGUGCUGGGAAGUCGAGUGCUUCCUUCCAGUGUGGAAAAGGAUGAGAGGUCAGAAGAGCCUUCUCCCCAGUGGCUAAGGGAGCUGAAAUCCAAGAAGAGGCAAAGCCUGUAUGAGAAUCAUGCCUGACAGGCAAGGGCAGCAACACAACAAUUAACAGAAGCCUUAACCAUCAGACCGUCCUGAGCCACAGAGGGGCCAAGCUGCUGCCCACCCUCCCGUACUGCGCUCAUGUGCCUGGGUCCUCUCAGGGUUGGAGGCCAUGCUCCAGAGUCCUCAUCCCACAGGAAGGCCUCCCCUCCAUGAGGACCUGUUCGGCUCCAAGACACCACUCUGGCUGGGAAAGAAACCAGGCUGCCCAUGAAUGACCCUGCGGAGAGUUUCGUUUAACAUCAGAGUUUGUGUUUCUACCCUCUUUCACCACCUUCUGCACCUCCAGGGACAUCAGUGCAAGCCUGGGUUCUCUGCCUCAGUUCUGAAAAACACUUGAAUUGGAAGAUCGACUCUUGACUUUCAUGAGGAAAGGAUAUUUUCAAGAAAGUUCAAACCAUUCACUUGUUGCUGUUAUUUUGGUCCAAGGCAUUACCAAUGGGGUUGGGAGUUUUGAUUGCUUUGACGGAUUCCUUUUUCUUCAUGAUGAAUCAGCUUUUCCAAUUUUUAAACAUACCCUUCCUGAUUCUAUUAAGUAUAUUUCUCCUUCUAGUUGGGCUGUGUGCAUAGCUGACCUCUUUUUUGUUUGCUUUAGAAGGUGAUGAAGCAAUAACUUAGCCAAUUUUCUUUGAAACUGAUAUGUACAUAUGUUUUUAAAUUAAAGGACAGGAGGACAGGUGUGUGAAUAGUACUCUUGAUGUAUCCAACCUCAGGUCACCUUAUCUCUAUCCAAGCUUUUUACAACUUAUAACUGUCACCCUGUAUAUAGUCUCCCCCUUUAUUUCCCAGUUGAUCUCUGAUUUCUGUGGGGUGGCCUUUGUUCCUUGGCCUCAAGGGGUCAUAGGUGCAGCUCAAAUGGCAGUACCUUUGUCAAACACCAGAUCUGCCCCAGCUAUUUUCUUCUCCAAUUUCCCUUAAACAAACAAAGACUGGGGUUGCUGUAGAAGAGCAGCCUUUCUAAGUCAGCCUCAGAACAAACGCUUGAGUUAGGGGUACUUUUUGUUUUAGGUUUUCCAUCACCUUGACCCGCCUCCCCGGAUUCACCUCACUGCAAUUUUUUUUAAGGGGGGUGGUUUCAAAUGGCAGUAUUACUCAGAACUCUUCAUCAGAGGGGGAACUAGGCCAAGGAAUUCCCGGGAGUGCUGGACGCUCAGUGACAGUGUAAGACUCACCCUGCCUCUUUCUUUUUGAAUCUCCAGGCCUCUGGGGAUUCCUUCUCUUCUGUCCUUUUUUCUGGAAAUUCUCAACCUCAUCCCUCUCCACUCCCAAAGCUCCAGGCACCAGUAAACAUUCCAAAUGUGCCUGGCUGGCUACCUGCCAUCCUAGAAUUGCCAUAAACCUUGUGCCAACUUUGCCAGAGAGCCACCCAGUGGUGAGACACAUGGGCGGUUCACAGGGCAGCCCAUGAUUGCAGGGGCCCCUGGGGCUGAAUGUCCCAAUGGAUCUGUGCAUAGCACCAGCUACAUAGUGAAGUGGGCUCCUGCGAGGUGGGAAGUAUUUCAUGAUAAAUCUGUUAUUUGCAAAUGGUGUCAGAACUUUCCUUUCUUCUCCCUGGCCACCUCCCAGAGCCUUCCUGUCUCUUCCCAUCUUCUCUCCCUCCCUGUUUUUACUGUCUCUUUUCUCUCUUGGGUGUGGGACUGGUGUUGGAGAUUUCUCUAGGUUCCGACAGCUGCCUGUGCACUGCUGAGGGGUGUCAGGUCACCAGAGAAAUGCUGGUGGAAGUAAGACCUCACUGUAUUGGGGGCCUUGUGGGCUUGGAGUGAAACUGAUCUUACCAUCUUGGAUUGUCUGGGAUUUAUAUAACUCCAGACAAGUCUGUCUUCUGCAGCCUCCCUAGAGUUGAGGCUAACUUUAGGAAAGUUCUGAGGAACAUGAACAGAAAUAGGCAGUGGCCUGAGUUCCUGAGCCUGAGAGGCUGAGAAAAGAUUUGGGAAAAUCUGAGCAUGAUUUUCCUAAAGGAAACCAGCUGCUCCCAUCUGGGAUUGAUAGCCAGCUCAUCAAUCCGUGGCUUUAUAGUUUGUUUUUCAUCCCGAUGCAUCCAGAUUGGCCCCUGGAAUGAGGCACGACUGCAGAGUUAAAGCCUCCACACCCUAAUUGGGAGGUUUAAUCUAUGGCAGUCUCUAAAGUGACAGAGGGUUUCUGUAGCCUGGGAGCGUGGGAACCCAGAGGCCAUGGUCCCAUAGCACCAUGAUUCUGUGGGGUGAAGGGUAGUGUUGGGAUAGAGAAAGCCACUCAAGCAGAGGGGAAUCACCUUGGGCUGAGUCCCAUGGUGAGUAAAUAGGGGACCCUGCCUCUGUGCCGAGAAGCCACCCCCAUGGAAUCUGAGGAGGCCAAGGCUCUGGAAGACUUAAGUCCAUGCCAGCAGGAUGAGCACCCUGGGCCAUCACCAGUCUGGGUCUCUUUCAGUCCCAAUUGCUCUCUGGAUUUUUCCUUCUUUUGCCUGGUUGGCUCCUGCAGGAAGAGAGACAAAGCUAACUCUCUGCUCUGGAAAACCAGCCCAAAGUUUCUGGCAAGUGAAUCCUUGAAAUUCUCACCUCCCAGCCUGUCUUCUUCGCCCUAUCACAACACCCUUAAACAGUUGCCCUUCACCUGGGCCAUGGCACCGCCUAAUGUGACUUGGACUAGCUGUUCCGUGACAAUCCCUGGUGGCAUCACACCAGCUAUAAAUCAUGCUAAAAUCUAACGAAAAAUUCGAGCCUUUAAAUGAUGACCUCAUUCCACAUUGCCUUAUGGAUCCUGUAAGUAUGGAGCUCACAAGAGUAACUGCAGUGUGGAAGGUGUUUUAUACUGUGUCAUUUCCUAAGUCACACAGGUGUCCUAGAAGUCACAUGCUUCCCAGAUGGUUAUGAUUCCCGUGUGUUUUGCAAGAUGGAGUGGGAGGGCAGAACUACGGUAUACAGAAAUACAGGCUAUAUUUUCCUAACUGUUCUUUUGGGCUAAUCCUCAGAUUUUUGAGUUAUGAGAGGACAAGAACUCAAAUUGUGUGGCGGGGGAAAAACUAAGCUUCCUCUCUGUGGUGGUCUUGCAGUUGCCUUAUGAAUUCACAAGCUCCAGGACUUCUGAAUGGAAGGCAAAUGAGAGGCACUUUAUCCAUUCCUGGAAAGAUUCUAACCACGUGACUGAUAAUUCAUCUAGAAAAACCUAUAUUUUUAAUGUAAAAAUAAAAAGAGGGGGAAAGGUUUUCUGGACCUCACAGAGAAUUGGGUGUCUACAAGUGCUUUUAUAUUUUGUAACUGUAAAGUGUCGUCGUAUCACAGAAGAGCAGUUGGAAACUGGUCCACUGCAGUGAAAUGAGAGGACCUUCGCAUGUACGGAGACGUUGCAUUCAGACUCUGAAAACAGCAAAUAAAGCUUUGAUGUAAGUUG
Messenger RNA from Fukomys damarensis (Damara mole-rat), 8860 nucleotides. Its product is annotated as KIAA1671 ortholog. Bases 56 to 5473 code for a protein of 1805 amino acids. The transcript is spliced from 11 exons. The record is from RefSeq and is a predicted model, not a curated record. NCBI's taxonomy places the organism in Eukaryota, Metazoa, Chordata, Mammalia, Rodentia, Bathyergidae.